Molecule: messenger RNA, 27977 nt
Organism: Pseudomyrmex gracilis
Lineage: Eukaryota; Metazoa; Arthropoda; Insecta; Hymenoptera; Formicidae
Product: titin homolog
Exons: 56
Coding region: 354-27038 (8894 amino acids)
Biological process (GO): protein phosphorylation
Molecular function (GO): protein kinase activity; protein binding; ATP binding
Source: RefSeq, a predicted model, not a curated record
AGUUCGCCAGUGCUGCAGCGAGCCUCGUGCUAUAUCGAGCAUAUUCUCGCUGUCUUUCUCUCUUUUCUAUUCAUCUCUUUCUCUUUUUCUUUCGUUUUCUCUCUUCCCGUCUCUGUUUUCUCUAUCUCUCUUCUCCUCGCGUUUCCUCUCUCUCUUCUCCUCUUUCACCCGAGUCCGGUCAUCAUCAAGCGAUCAGCAUCAUUUUGCUCUUCGAUCUUUCUUCAGAUAGCAUUGUCAAUGUGAUACUUUUGACACUUCGACGUUUGUGGGAACGAUAGAAAAACUGGCCAGAAAGAGAGUGAUCAUCGAGCUUGGCUCGAUGAGGAGAAGAAAGAGGAGGAGCGGACACGAUAAUGGGCAACACCUCUACGAAAAACUAUUCGAAGAACAUCUCCGUCGGUACUAGUUCGAAAAAGGCGCGUUGGGACGGUCCAGUUCUUCCAGCUCCGCCAGGCAAACCUAUUCUAAUAUCAGGAACAAAUGAGGAGCAGCCGGAAGUUGUGGCAAUACGAUGGGAAAGAUCGCCGAAUAACGGUGGAUCUGCGAUUAUUGGCUACUUAGUGGAACAUCGGCGGAUGGGAUCUUCUCAUUGGGUGCGAAGCAGUCCCGGUCUUUGUGCCUUUCCGGAAUUGAAUCUGAGCGGUCUCGAGCCGGGAUGGCGUUAUCAUUUUCGAGUUCGUGCUCAGAAUUCGCUCGGACUUUCGGCGCCGAGCGAAAUCUCCGAGCCUCUCACCGUUACCUUGCAGAAAGCCACUGUCGCGUGCGCUCCUCACUUCGAUCUGGAGCUCAAGGACACGAUCGCGCUCGAAAACGAACAAGCCGAGUUUGUUGUACAAUUUUCUGGCACGCCGUUGCCGAAGAUCUCGUGGUUUAAAGACGGUUUCGAGAUUUUCAGCAGCAGACGUACCAGAAUCAUUACGGACAACGGCAAGAGUGUUCUUUUGAUUCACCAAACCGCUCUCAAUGACGAGGGCGAAAUCAAAUGCACCGCCACCAAUCGAGCGGGCCACAUUGCUACUAGAGCUAAGUUAAUUCUCGAAGCACCACCACGAAUUCGGCUGCCGCGUCAAUAUGAGGACGGUUUGCUCUUUGAGCAGGACGAGACCAUUAGACUGAAAGUGUCCUUAGCGGGCAAACCAUCGCCUGUUGUCACCUGGUAUCACGAUGGAGAACUUGUAUCUAAAGACGCCAGACACGUGUUUGAAGUAAUGGACGGCGAGUCAGUUUUGAAAAUACCGGACGCUAAGCGAAUCGAUCGAGGAGAAUACACCGUCAAAGCUACGAACAAACUUGGCGAAGAUACCGCAUCUUUUCUCGUCACUGUGACAGAUCGACCUGCUGCUCCCGGCAAAAUUGCCGUCGCGAUGACUUUAGGUAGAUCGGUGACGCUUUCGUGGAACGAACCGGAAGACGACGGUGGAUGCAAAAUCGGAACGUAUAUUGUCGAGUACUACAGAAUUGGCUGGGAUGUGUGGCUGAAAGCAACGACGAGCAGACGCACCACCGCAACGUUGACGGAACUGAUUGAAGGUUCCGAGUACAAAUUUCGCGUGAAGGCUGAGAAUCCUUACGGAGUUAGUGAUCCCAGCGAAGAAAGCGAUGUUAUCUUCAUUCCUGAUCAUAAACGAAGAAUCGUAGCACCGACUCUGAGCGAAAAAUCGCAAAGUCAUCGAGAGAUCAGCAGAUCCCGCGGUGACAAACGAGAAGUGAGUUUUACCAUGUCGACGCAGAGGACCAGAAGUUUAACAAGGGAAGAAGCUAAAAUGCGAGACGACGAACGCAGCGGUCAUUUCGGAUACGAUGAUCGAUCCGCUUCGGCGCAGCGACUCGACAGGCCUUCCAGAGCGGACAGCAGAGUGACAUUUGCAUUGGACACUGUGAAAAAAGAACAGUCUCCUCCGAUUCCUCCGGCCAGAUCGAGAGAUCACGCGAAACAAGAAGCUUCUCUCGAAAACUACACAAAUCGAUCGGCAGAUGCGAGAGAUAAGCAAGAUGUUGUUAUCAAGAGAGAAAGAACACUGUCGCCAAAGCCAACGGGAAUCGAUGAGAAUCUCAAGCCAAAUUUAAUAAUCGUAACGAGAGAAAGAAGAAGUCUUUCUCCACUUUCUAUUUCGCAAAUUUCGGAACGGCAGAAAGAAGAAACUCGCGCUACGACAAAUAAUCUUUCACCAGCUCCGAGUUCCAUUCUAAAGAGACAGACCGCAAUUGUGAAUGAAUCCGUCGUGUCUUCGUCGAGCAGUCCGCGCUUACAGGAAACAGAAGAAGACGAUUACAACGCGUUGCACGGCAGUUCGGAAUUCAUGCUGGUUUUGUAUCCGGAUGACGAGAAACAAGAAAAAGACGAUAUCGGUAUAAUGAGUGGUGCCGAGUUUCGGGAUAGAGGCGGUAGUGACAAGCCGGAUAUCGAGCUGAUCGAAGACGAGGACGAUCUUAUACCGCCCCCGAUGUCGCUUUCUCUUCCGGAAUUGUUCAGCGCACAGCACGAAGUGGUGGAAGUGAUGCGAGAAGCGGUCAGUUCCACUGAACUUCUUCACGAACGAGCUAUGGAGCGUUUCUAUCGUGCGGUUGCCGCCGAAGAGACGUCUGAAAUCGCCAAACGAAAGUUACAGCUUGAAACGCAGGUUGGCGAACUGGCGCAAUCAGACGUCGAAUCUGUUCAGAAGUCGUCACUUCUGAGACGCAUGUCCAAUUCUGGCGUCACGCAGAACUUGAUCGUUUCGUGGCAGGCGAAAAAGAACCGACGAAGAUUGAGCGAAGGACAAACCGAUUCGGCUUCAAAAACAAUGAAACUUCUCUCACCGGCUCUGAUGGACUUUGAGGCGCGAUCGGAUCCGAAUCUCCCAUCCGAAACGAUGAUGGUGACAGAUCCUUGGAGGAGGAGCAACGAGAACGAAUCUGUGGAACGUCUGCGUAGAUGGCACGAGGCGACAGUGCCGCUAUUGGAGGAGGUGCAACAGGAGCAAUCGAUACGUACGAAUAACGGCGAGGAGGUGGUAACUUCUACCAGUCCGAAUACCGAGGAAGUCCAGACGUUCGACCAAUCUAAGGAAGCGAGAGAAGAGGAAACUUACAGCGUCGAAACUUCGGAAGAGUCGUCAGAAGAGAUGAGCAGCGCGGACAGUGAAGAUUUGAGACUGUUAAAAUCAAGGAUUCUAGCGAGACAGGUUAUGGAAGAGGAAGACACUUAUCAUCCUCGAGGAAGACCGAUUCCUCAUGUCGAGCCGGAGAUGCCGCAGAUUUCGUAUGACAGACCGAUUGUGGACGUUUUGUCUCCUCCGCCUGUUCGAGCAGUCACUCCCGUUUCUCCGAGCAACAUGAUGCCUAAAUCAAUUCUGAAAAAGCCCAAAGAAGAAGUAGUCUCUUACGACACCGUUGACAGAUCAAUUUCACCGGAACCAGUCAGAAACACUCUUUCGCAGCAAUAUCAAACGGAAGAUUUGGAUACGACGGUUACGAGCGGUGAGGAAAGAAUCCCGGAUAUUCCAAGUACACCCGAGCUCAUGAGAACACCCAUAAUGUCGGAAUCCGACACGGAUAGCAUUCUGUCGGCAGCAGAAGCGGCGAAAAGUAGAAGACAAUCAAAACUACGAUCUGUGACGCCUGAAGAGGAUACGGCCGAAAUGGAGGCCAGAAUGGCGGUCGUGAAUCAGUACACCGAGAUAGUUCGAGAAUAUUCCAGUCAUUCGCGACACGGUAGCGCGGCCAGCUCUCGAAGAUCCUCUUUUUCUGAGGAUCAGGAUCAAAAAAAUCGAAUACAGGAGAAACUCGCGAAGCUAACAAACAAACAAGAUGAGCCUUCACAACCGAAGAAUAAAAAUGAUGUAAUUGACAAGCAGAAGAAAACUGGUCAGGUAACAGGUCUCAAAAAAGAGGGCAUCAAUUCCAGAAGUGCAACUCCCGCGAAGGACACGAAGACCGCAACGGAGAAGCGCGGAAGCAGACCAAGCUCCAGGGACCAAUCUCCAGCCGCAAAGAAGCGGGAACGUGCGGGAGGCGCUUCUUCGAGAUCGUCUUCCAAAACUCGGAAUCGCACACCUUCUCAGGAAAGACCCAAUCGGUCUUUGGCAAGAAACGAUUCGAGCGAGCAACCUUCUGGUAGAUCCAAAGUGCCGUCCAGGCCUGCAUCGCGAUCAAGAUCAAGUUCCAGAGAGAAAUUUGGCGCAAAGAAGUCGGUGGAAGCGAAGGUCGAGAAGUUGCAACAAGCGCUCGAGAGCAACAAGUACCGUGCGAGAAGAGACUCCAAAGUUACCAAAGAAGACGUUAGCAGUACCGAUCGAGUAGACGAAGAACAGUUGGCUCAGGAGGCCAAGAAGACGGUCAGAACAACAGUAAGCUAUGUAACCGACGUGACGUUGCUGAUGGCUGCGAUGUACGUCUAUUUCUUCAAGAAGGAAACUCUGGCGGUCCCGUUUAUUGUGCUUCUUUUGUAUCGAAGAAUACAGGAGGAGAUACACGGAUGGAUACCACAUUACAAGUCGAGGAAUAAAGAGCCGCCAGAAUGGGUCGAGGAGGAUCAGACCGUGCUGGCCCAAGGACGUGUAGGCGAAGACAUCAUCGUCGAAUUGAAAUUCGUCUCGCCUGAGAAUUACGAUGACUUACAAUUUGAAUUAAUACGAGAUGGAUUACCAAUUUCAUCGGAUCGUUAUCGGUUGUCGAUGCGAGGCAAUAUCGUUCAACUAGCUCUGAAGCAAUCGCGCAAAAAUGACACGGGUUACUAUUCCCUCGUAGCCACAAGACUCGGGCAAGAAAACAGUAAAGGCGCUGCAAAGAAAAUACAUUUGAGCGUCAGCGAGCAAAGCUACGAAGACGGUGAACCUCCCGUUUUUUUACGAAGAUUAAGCGAUCUCGCAGUAAAGGUCGGCACUCGAACCAGAUUUUUGGUGGAAGUCCGAAGUUCAAGCACUUUAAAGAUAACGUGGUACAAAGAUGACUCGCUCAUUAACGAUGGACUUAGAUUCUCCCUUGUUAACGAGGGUAAUUUUCAUUGCGUUGAUGUCGCCCCCGUCACCGUCGAGGAUCAAGGAAGUUGGACGUGCAUGGCGGAAAAUCGUAGCGGGAGAUCCUCGUGCACGUCCACCCUCACUGUUAUUGUUCCGAAAGCUUAUAAGAAGCCCGAAUUUGUCGAAGAGCUUCGCGCGCUGCUCACAGAAACGGGUACGGUGUCGCUGGAAUGCAAAGUAGUGGGUGUACCUACACCAAUGCUGAGAUGGUUCAAAGACAACAAAGAAAUCAAGGCCGGAGACGUUUUCGCGUUGACCGCCAAUCUCGAUGAUCCAACUUCUCUCGGAGUUUAUACUUGCGAAGCGGUCAAUUGUAUGGGAACAGCUUAUUCUUCUUCUAAAGUUCACGUCGUUGGAAGAGGAAGUCGUGAAGGUUCGCUGAAACCGGCGGAUGCUCUAACACCAUCGGGACCACUUCCAGUAUUUAAACAGUUUCUUCAAGACGAAUGCUGCAGAAUCGGAGACGAUCUCUUGCUAUCUUGUCGCGUUCAAGUACCUCCCUGGCCGAAAACGAUCACUUGGUACAACAAAGGAGGUCGUGUCGAACCCGGCGAAAAAUAUCACAUCAUAGAGGAUGGCAUCGGAGGAUACUCGAUUGAGGUAACACAAGUAGAGGCCGUAGAUGAGGGUGAAUGGAAGUGCGUCGCUACCAGCGAGGAGAAUAUGAAGCAAUUCUCAAGCUGUUACGUAGCAAUGUCUAUUCCAAGAAAUUAUAGAAAACCGCGGUUCAUGGAGAACCUGAAAGCAGUUCUGACGGAAGAAGGUCUUGUCUCGUUCGAAUGCAAAGUCGUAGGUUUUCCAACUCCAUUGUUGAGGUGGUUCAAAGAUGGUCAGGAACUGAAGCCAGGAGACGUUUAUCAAUUGACGGGAACUAAUUCAUUAGGUUCUUAUUGCUGUAUCGCGAAAAACUGCAUGGGCGAAGCCAAGAGCACAGCCGAAUUGACAAUCGAAGAUAUUCAGAAUCAGCUAAACGAAGAGGAACGUUUUCAACUCCUGAGCACCAAUCAGCCUCCGAAGUUCAUUAAGGGCCUUCGAAGUUGCGAAGCGAGAAUAAACGAAGACUUCCGCUUCACAAUACAAGUAAGUGUUGCUCCAGAACCAACUCUUUCUUGGUACAGAGACGAUACAUUAGUUGACGAAUCCGACAAGUAUCACCAAGCAAAAGAGACUCUUGGUAAAUGUCAUCUUGAAGUGCAAAAGCUCGAGUUUAUCGAUCAAGCCGAAUGGAAAUGCGUUGCGGCAAACGACUUUGGCCACAGCGUCACAUCCUGUUUCCUCAAGCUGAUCAUUCCCAAGCAUUACAAAAAACCGAUAUUCCUCGAAAGUUUACGAGCGAUCUUGUCGGAAGAAGGUGCUGUAAAUUUAGAGUGCAAGGUUAUCGGCGUCCCACAGCCGGUUUUGAAGUGGUACAAAGACAACGCCGAGCUCAAACCCGGUGAUAUACAUCGAAUUAUUUCUGGACAGGACGGCACCUGUUGUUUAGGAGUGUACACUUGCGAAGCUACGAAUUGCAUGGGAACAGUCAGCAGUUCCGCGUCUCUCUUAGGAUUCGAAGAAGCAAAAGCGGCAAAACAAGCAAAGGAAAUUCAGUCGCCAAACGGUCACGAAUUAGCGAGAAAUUUAUCCUUAUCGACCAUACACGAAGAGCGAACCUCCCAGUUGUACGAUACACCUCAAACAGAUCAUUCUGUUACAUUGGACGAGCGAGGUGAGGUAUCCUUUAGCUUUGACGGUAAAGAAGUGUCAGUCAGUUUGUACGAAACACCCGAUCUCACUGAAGAAGAGGCGCUUCAAAUCGUCGAAAUGUACGCUGAUCAAUUGUCUGAGCAUGUAACAGAACAUAACGUGAUCGAGCUACCACCGAUGAGGUUCGUUAAAGAAACAUCUACGUCCGGUAAUUUGCUGAUGGAGGCCGUAGUGAUUGACGUGUCACCCGAUUAUUUCGUCAGCGCAGAAGACGAUCUAAGAACCGAAGCUGAUGUCGAAGAUGUCUCUAUCAUGGAUGACGUGACGCAUGUUCUCUCUUCGCCAGAACGCGAUUCUCGCAGUUCUCUGAAGAGAUCAGCUCGAUACAACGGAGAAGAAGACGAGAAAGCUCCUAGCAGACCUCCUCGAAAAAAAUCAAUGAGCAUAUCGUCGUCGAAGAGCGAAAAAAGCCAACGAAUCGAAUCCGAAAGCUUUCACAGCGCUCAGAAAGAUGAGGAGCCACCGUUGUCUCCGCUCCCGUCUUCAAAACAGGACGACAGCGAUACUUUCGCGGAUGCGUUGUCCUCCGCACAUCUUUCCAUUACAGAAAGUCUAAUCGAAAAGAAAGAUAUUUUAGAAGAAACUACGGUAGACAAUAGAAAACGCAGUUUGAGUGAAGGCAGGUCAACUGGUUCCAGUCUAGACGACGGAAUUGGCGGCGAUUCUUCAUUCGAUUUGGUCACUGGUGUUCCGAAGAGAAAGAAACAGCGCAGAAAAAAACAACACAAAGACAAAAGCAGCUCCGAAGAUUAUUCCGGCUACAGUGACUACGAUAAAAAGAGAAGAAGAAGCAAAUCAGAAGAUGAAGUUGACGCGAUAACACCAGAUCAACCUGUAAAUGGCACAGAACCAGAUGUUCGAUAUGAAACUGAACAAGAAAAAUUAUUUAUUAAAGAAGAAUUGCUCGAUAAUUUAAAAGGCGCGAAGGAAGCUAUUAACAUCUCUGGUGCCAAAGAAAUUGAAGAAAUGACGGAAGAUAUUCUUUUAGAAUCAAGAUCAGCUUUAUGCAAAGCUUUGAAAGCAUGCAAAAAAGUACCCGAAUCUUUAGUACAACAGUUUUCCAGCAUUCACGAACGAAUCAGCGAUGUGUGUCAAAUAGUCGAAGUUACACAGAAAAAAGACAUUGAAAAUCUGAAUAAACUCGAAAAACCUCUGAAUAUAUUACUGAAAUCACUCAAUAAAAUUACAUCAGCGGAAGAAAUAGAAUAUGUUCGUAAUAUUCUCGAACCAUCCAUCGUUCAGUUGUCAGACGUCGUCGAAAAUCUUGGACUGCCAUCUUUGCAAUCCACGUUGAUAGUUUUGAACAAAGUUAACGAACGCAUUUGCAACAUUCCUAGCGAAACGAUGAAAGGAACUUUGAUAAAAUCGACCUCGGACACGUUUGGAAAUAUAUCUGAAGAAAUCGUGGAUCCGCUGGUCGAUAUUCAAUCGGCAUUUAGCGCGAUUGUAGAUUAUAUGGAACGAUCAAAACUGAACAAAAUUCCGCAAGAAGCUCUGAAAAUGUCGCCACUUGCGACGUGUUUGACAGAAUUAAAAGAAUGCGCAUCCCACAUAGCGCACACUGCGAUGACUUUCAGAGAAAAUGAGACGCUAAAUAGCUUGAUGGAAUUCAAGGAACCUCUGUUAGAUCUUCAGUCAAUUUUAGCGAUAGAAGACUAUACUCCUCAAGAACUUCCGAUAAUAAAAGAAACCACGCUUGCUAUCAAAAAACUUAAGUGCGUGGUAGUAAAUAUUUUGAAAAAUUCUGGAAAUCGUGAAGCGCUUUCUCGAGCAGAAACAAUUCUUACGAUAUUAGAAGAUACUGAUAAACAAAUAUUGCAAUUAGUGGAGCAGUUAUUGGAAAUAGAAACUGCUCAGAAACAGAUACUGAAGAGUUUGAACAUCGAUCAAAGUUUGAGUAACGUGCACUUCGCUUUGUCUUCAGUUUUAGAGAAACAAGAAGAGCAUAAAGUUUCCUCUAAUUUAAUUACGUGUAUUGAAACGUUACGUCAGGCAAUUGGUUCUUCAGCUGUUACAAUCGCGAGUUUGAAGAACCCGGUAGAUGAAAAAAUAACUCAGGAAAUUAGCAGAUUAAAAGAAUCGUUGUUAAAUUUGCAAAAAGAUUUGUUGACGGAGAAGCACAAACCAGGAGAGGAAGAAAUUCUAAAUAACUUAAUGAGACCAAUCAGCAGACUGAAGGAUAUCAUUCACGGUGUAAUCAAACAAAGUUCCUCCGCUGAAUCGAUGGUAUCUAUCCUACAAUUGUUGGAAGAAAUAGAAAGAGACGCGACUCUUGUAGCGAAAGAAAUAUCGAAGAAAAAAUUGCAAAAAGAAAGUGAUACCAAGUCCCGAAUGGAAGAUACGGAGGAAAAGAGUUCAAAUCUGGCUGAUCAAAUCAAUCGUUCUUUACAUCCUCUUAAACACUGGUUAUCUACUACGUCUGAAGACAGUACGAAAGAUGAAGUAUCUGAAUUGAGUUCAACGAUCGAGGAAUUGAAGAGAGACGUGACUCAGAUCGCUAUUCAAACUUCGUAUUCUGAACCGCCAAGCUACGAAAGUUUGAUAGAAGCUCUGAUCGAUCUUCGGGAACCGUUAAUAAGACUGAAAAAUGCUAUUUCUAUAUAUCACGGACCAGAAGAUCUUUCUACUUUGGAAAAUUUGGAUCGUCCUAUGAAACAUCUCUUGCAAACUAUCAUGGAUGUUCUUCAAGAACACGCAAACGAAGAGUCUUUACUAUCAAUAGUAGACAUCGUUCAACAAAUCGAAAAUCAACUGCCGCUUUCGAUCAAAAACGCUCUUUAUCAGCAGGAACUUAAACAAUCUACAAAGACAUCUAAUGUGGAAACUGAAGAAGAAGACGAAGCCGUUACUGCUUCCCGCGAAACAAUACCAGGCACUCUCACAGAAAUUGCAUCGACAACACUGUUUGAAUCUACUGUAUUGCCUAUUGAACAAGCUACUGAGCAAAUCGUAACAGAAGACGAAACCAAAACAGCAGCGGAAAUCACUUCAAUGAUUAUAAAGAGCGAGAUGCAAGAAAGAGAGAAGAAAGCGAAUAAAUUAAUCACGAUUUUAUCAGAAACUCUGGAAAAACUUCAAUUGGAAAUGACUGGUAUCCUGGAAGAUUUCGAGGAAUCGAUAACACGAACCACUAUGAUUCCGCAAUCAAAACUGGCUAAUUCUCUCGAAGAAUUAAGAAGAACUAUUUCUACAAUACGCAUGAUGACCACCGUUUACGGUGAAGAAAUUGGAUCAUCUGAAGAGAAAGUUCAUCAGGCAACGUUGGUACUAACUAAUUUAACGCAACCAUUGAUGAACAUCCGAGAACUUCUUUCAAAAUCGCACAAACACGACGUUCUGGAACUUAUGAUACUGAAUCGAUUGAUUCCGCUGUUGAAUACGAUAGAAAAUAACGUGAUAAGACCGACAACUCAAUUUAUCAAUAAAGACGGAGACGCUGAAAAAGAAUUUGAAUUUCUACUGUGCGUGCUAGAAGAAAUUAAAACAGAAGUCCCGAUUGUAAUUCAAAAAAUAUCAUCGAGACAAAAAAUUCUGGAGUGUCUUCGGGACAUCUCAAAGCCUCUAGAAAACAUUAUGGAACGCAUGAAGGAUCUGGAACAAACUGCGGAAGAAACUCUUGAAACAGACGUUGCGAAAAUCUUAGGAAAUCCAACCGAUACUCUUCUAAAAGACAUCAAGACUGCUAUUCAAGAAACUGAUGUUCUGGAUCGACGUGAAUCAAUGAUCGUUGAAUUGCGAAACCUUUUGGAACCUUUGCAAGAAUUUCACAGUUGUCUGUCUAUGGUGCAAAGCAGUCGGAAAAGUUUGGUUUCUAAAGCCUGCUUAUUGGAGGAAAGAAGAAGCGUUAUUUUACGAGCAAUUGACGGUUUACAAAAACAAGUUUGUCAUACAGUCGAAGCGAUCGCGAACAUGGAGGAAGCGUUUUUGUUUAAUGAAUCCUUAACGCAGCUUAAUUCCGCGAUUCUGAAAGUGCAAAAACAAAUCGGUAAAACUGACUAUUUGCGCCAGUCAAGUAGCGUUAAGAUUCCUCUUCAACAUCGACUUACAGGCACAUUGGAUCGCUUGGCAAGCGCCAUAUUAUCUUUGGAAGAGCAUGCGGAUAAAGAUACGCGUGAAGUGGUGUCCAAAUGCUUGGAAGCGUUACAGAAACAAAUCUCUUUUACGCAAAUGCAAUUUAUCGAGAUUAGCAGUGAAUUAGUUGACGAAGAAGCGAUUGUAGAAGGCUUUCUUUAUCCAACUAGUCAGGUUCUGUCGGCGUUAAAUGUUCUCAAAGAGAACAUGCAGAAACAACCCUCAACAAUUUCACACUCUGUACUAGUCCAGCUUCAGGAACUAGCUGAUUCUAUUUCAGAACUGAAUUCUUCUCUAUCGAUGCACAAAGCAGAACUCGUCCAGGAAGGCGCUUCCAAUGAAGCGCCGAUUGUAGAGACUUUUUCUGCUGUUAUAGAUGUUUUGGAUGAAGUAAAAGACUCUAUAGUAACUAUAGAAAAGGUGGCCGAGCAGAAAGCGAAAGUAAUUAUCACGGAAAUAGAAAGUAUCACUGAUGAAAUUAUAGAAAUAUCACAAGAAGAAAUUGAGACUGUAAUGGUGAUCACGGAACCAUCUACUGAAGCGGUAGUUCAAAAAAGUGCAGAAUUAAAGAUCGAAGAUGCUCCUCAAAUGACACAAACGUCAGUUUUAGAAACUUCAGAAGCAACUCGUUCAGAACAAGAAGUUAAUCUAGUAGAUACUGCAAAACACGAAAAGACUCAGGAAGAGGAAGAGAGGCAAAAAUAUUUGAUAACUCAGAUGUCAAAGUUUAACUCUGCAAUAAACAACUUACCACAGCCUCUGCAAGAACUCAGUCAUUUUAUAAAGUCUGCUACACAAAAAUCGCUCAUUUCGAAAUCUGACGAGGACAGACGGAAAAUACAAGAGCUGACAGCGUUGAUGCAAAUUGUUUACGAUCUACAAGCUACAAAUACUUCUAUCAAGACAUGCAUUAGAUCAUUGUCAUCAUCACUGUCGUCUUUAUCUCCGUUAUUAAAUAACGAUUUCUCUCGUAUGGAAAAUAUUUUUAAUGAUUUUGAGCAAGCUGUUGCUGUGAUUAUUUCCUUAACUGACGAAGGAGUUAAACCAGAAUUGAAGGAGAACAUUAUGACAUCUUUACAAUCUUUUGCUAAACCGUUAAAUGAUCUCAAAAAUGUAUUAGAAUCAAUAUGUCAGACAAUUAAUGAGAACAAGUACUUCGAUGAAAACGGAGAGUUGUUAGUUACAACUGCGAGAGUUUUAAUACCUUACAUUAGUGACACCAUUAAAUGCCUGAAAAUGAUUCAAAUACCGAAAUGUGUUCAAAUCGUAGAUGAGAAAGAAACGGAAAUAUCUAAGAUAAAAGAAGAAGUGAAGAAUAUUGAAGAAACGACUGCUCGACCUCUCGAGGAACUUAUAGAAGCCAUCAUGGAGUCUCAGGAACAAGUAAAAUGCGACAAAACCUUGGAGUCUAGUUCGCCUUCUGCAGAUUUGAUUAAACCGAAAGACAAUGACGAUUUAAAAUUAGAAGAAAUAGAAACGGAAGUGAGUGAAGUAAAAACAAUUAGUAAGAUGGAUGAUAUAGUUAAAGACGUGAGCAGCUUAUCAACAGAAGAUGCAGUAGCAUCACAGGAGGUAUUAACAUCUUCAUCAACGCCUGAUAAAAUAAAAGAACAUGUCGAAAAGAAAGAAGAAAUAAAUUUAAUAGAAGAAUGUUUCGAGGAAGUUAAAGAAGAAAGCUUAAAAAUUACCGACAAAGAAAAGAUAGAAAUAAUUAAGUCAGAAAAGGAUACAAUGCAGAAGGAACAAGUAAAAAUUGAGACUCUUCAAGUAAUUCUUUCUCCUCUUCAAGUAUUGCAUAAAUCACUCGAUGAAGUUGAAAAAAUGGGAGUUCUAGAGUUUUCCGAUAAAAAGGCAGUUGCAUUUUCAACUUUGUUAGAACCAUUAAUAAAUUUAGAACUCCCGUCGUUCGAAGAUAGUACAGAAAUCGCGUGCGUUUUAGAAGAGCUACAAAAAUCAGUCGCAACAGUUCAAGAGCAAGUACAGUUUUAUACUGCAAUUGAAGCCAGCCCAAGUGAAAUAACCAAAAUGCGUUUAAUGCAAGCUGUCGAGAAACCGUUAGAAGAUUUGAAGAUGUCUCUGGCAAGUAUUCAGUCUGAUCCCACAAUUUGCCAACAGGGUGUGGAAUUGUUGGGUACUGAACAGAUUACAGUUUUGCAAACUCUUGCCAAAUCGGUAGAGGAAUUUGGUGAGAAAUUUAUGUCUAUUAUUGAUCAAGUAAAAGUAGAAGAAGUACCGCCUCUACAAAUCGCUAAAAAAGAAGAACAAACACUGAAUCCAGAAGUUUUACAAAAGAUCGUCGAUCCUAUUCAUAUUCUACACGAAACCUUGUCUCAAAUAAACGAUCUUCAUAGUCAUAAAGCUGAACUAUUAGAAAUACAACAAGAAAAAGAGGAGCUCGUUCAGUUGAGUGCAGUAAUAGAUCCUUUGAAAAAGCUAGAACAAUUGUUAAUUACAAAUGUGCAACAUGUUGCAGUUGCGCAAGAAGAAGUUACAAAAGACCUUGAAGAACAUCAAGGUCUGUUGGUAAAUCCUGAUUUAAAACCUGUGUUAGAAGAGCUAAAAACUUCAAUUAGUGUAGUUCAGCAGCAAGCAAUUUCUAGCAAGAAUAAUUCUGCAACAGAAACAUUAAACGAAGCUCUUGAAAGCUUGAAGAUACCGUUAACAGUUGUUGAAGAAACUCUUGAUCAUUCCAACGAAGUUACUGAAACUGAAAAGGUAUCGACUUUGUUAUCGUUCGCAAAGUCAGUAACAGAAACAGCGAAUCACCUAGUUACUAUAGCUAAGCAAGAUGUGACGCAACAAGAAAAUGAAGUAACUUCUCUACUCUUCUUGAAAACGAUAACUAUUCCAAUCGAAGGAUUGCAGAGCGCGAUAUUAGAGCUUGAAGAUCGAGUGUCUCAAACGAUAGAAACAAAGGAAUCAGUGAAAGUUGUCGCUUUAGAAUGUAUGGUGCAACCAUUGCAAGAGUUGCAGCAAUCUUUCUUGGCUGCAUCUCACCAAGAAAUCGCUCUGUCUUUGCAACGUUUGCCAAUCAAGCCAAUAUUAGACAAUUUGAACAAAUCCGUAGCGGAAAUUCAAGAACAAGUUGCGAUUGUCCAGGACAAUUUAGCUGCAAAAGCGACUUCAGACGAUAUGAUAAUUUUAAAAGAUUUUGCAAGGUCGCUCAGUAAUUUAAGAACGUCAACUGUAGUCUUGCAGCAGUUAAAUGCGAUAGAAAACGCUAGUCAACAGAUUGUAGAAAUAGAAAAUGCAUCUGCUCUGCAAGCUUUCGCGAAAUCUGUUGAAGAAUUCAGAAAAUGUUGUUCUGUCGUUGUUGAGCAACCGAAAGUUGUCGAAGCUUUUACAACAGUCACAGAGCUUAAACAACCAACUAAAGUAGGCACGCAGUUGCUUGAAAAUAUCAUCGUGCCUCUGCGAAUAUUGCAAGAACAACUUUUAACAAUCGAAGAAACUAAAAUGCAAGAAUCUGAAAUCUUUGAAGUUGAGAUUAAAAAACCAGUUAAUGUUCUCAGCAGUUUGGUUGGACCUUUGCAAGAACUAGAGAAAUCUUUCGUCGCAACAGUUCGCAAAGAACAAGUUAUAGAACACGAUGGACACAGCCUGGCAAGCGACUUGUUCUCUACGGACUUGGAAACGCUUGCUCUACAACCUAUUCUUGAAGAAAUGCAAAGAUCCAUUGCCACUGUUCAAGAGCAAGUAGUGUUUGAAACAGGAAGUCACAUUAUAUCGGAAACAGAAACUGACGUUUUGCUGAAAUCGAUCGCACAACCUCUGGUGGAUCUAAGAGCUUCUAUCGCGUCCAUUCAGCAGGUAACCACAGUUGCGCCUGAUUCGUUGAACGAGCUUGCGCAACAAAAUGUUUCAGCUUUGGAAACGUUUGCCGAGACUCUCCAUAAUUUGUCGGAGUGCAUAGCAAUGUGCAAUCAUCAGCAGAUAGUCAUAGAACCUGCAGCAGACACUAUUUCCGAAUGUGCUUCGUCUUUGAACACUUGGGCAGACAUAAUCGAAGAGCCUCUUUCGAAAGUUACGUGUCCAAUGGUGAUUGAUCAGGGUGCGAUCGAAUCUCCGGCUGAAAUCGCGAUGUCGAUAUCGGAAGAUGAAGUUUCUGCGUUGAAAACAUUGGCAAAGCCUCUGACGGAAUUACGUGAGUGCUUAGCUGUAAUCGUCGACGAACACAAAAUAGUCGCACCUAGUGACACGACUCGAUCGUUAUCGGAAAAAGAAGAUAUUUCUUUGCUGAAGACAAUGAUACAGCCAUUGCUAGAGUUAAACGAUGCAGCUACAGCAGUUAUUCAAGAACAAAUCGCAAUUGAACGUGCUAAGGAACACUCAUUUGAAAUCGAAGGUAAUAAUGAAUACGUUCUUCGACCUUUGAUCGAGCCGCUCGAAGAACUGCGCCAUUCUAUCGCUGUAAUACAAGAUCAAAUGUUGGUUGAAACAUCGACAGAUCGACAAAAGGACAACGUCGUUUUAGAUGCGUUAGCUGAACCACUAUUAGAUCUUCAACGCGCCAUAUCCGUUUUAGAAUCACGAGUAAUGUCACCGGAUGUUCAAUCAAUACCAGAAGAUACAAGCAGCAGCUGGAUCACUGAAUGUUUAGCGAUUCCUUUGCAUGAAAUAGAGAGAUCGAUAGCUGACAUUCGACAGUGUACCAUAAUGGAACCUAAAACUAUUAUAGCGGAAGCGCAAGCAGAAACAAUAACACCAGAUUGGUCGAUCGUCGAGAAACUAGAAAAACCGGUAGAAGGAAUUAAAUCAGUCGUAUCACGUAUGGAAGAUGACUUUACAAAAACUGAAGUUCUUAAACCAAUGACGGAAGCGUUGAUUAAAGUACAAGAAGAAUUAACUUUACUAAAACAUACAUAUGCUGUGAAUACUGUUAGUACGGAACAAUGUUUUGAUGCUAUUGUUGAGCCACUUUCUAAUCUCGAGAAAUGCAUUUUAUCCAUCAAGAAAGAAAUCGAUAAACCAAAAUCUAAAUCGAAAUUAAAGGAAAUCACUAUUUUGUCUAGUGCUCUCACUAUACCACUAACUGAGUUAGAAUGUUGCAUUGUGACAGCAAAGGAAUCACCUAACGCAAAUCUAAAGAACUUGGAGAGACCGUUGGAACUCGUUCAAAAUGCGCUUGAAACAGUUUUGUCUGCACAACGAAGUAAAAAGUUUUCAGACUUGUCAACAAAAGUAGUAGACACUAUUUCGAAUAUUCAGAAAUCAAUUGAAUCAAUUGAACACAAAUUAGAGCAGCAACAAGUAUCGUUUCUCGAAAUUCGCAUCGAAUUCGAAGCACUCGGAAUGUUGGCAAAACCUUUACAAAAUAUUAAACAAUCUAUCCCGCAAAUACAAGAAAAUCCAAGCACUGCUAAUUUGAUGAUUGAUGCUCUUCACAAUCUUGAGAAAUCGGUAGCUAUAAUACGAGAGCAAUCGGCAGAUAAACCGUUGACGGAACCGCAACAUUUUGAUAUUGCAGGUGGUCUCUCAAAAUGCUUGGUACCGUGUCUCAAUGAAUUACAGGAAUCAAUACAAGCAUCAAAACUGUUAUGGUGUGAAGAAACAGCAUUAGAAGGAUUAACUGUUCUUGAUGAGCCAAUUUACAAACUAAAAACUGCGAUAGAUAUUAUAUGUAAUCAAAUUUUAAGAGAAGAAAUACUUUGGAUAGACAUAUCAAAAGCAGCACUGCAAAAAAAACCUAAAAAAGACCUAGAAGAAUCUGAUGAGAACAAAUCUGUCAAAAAAGAGGACAAACCAAAAGCAGAAAUUGAAGAUACUAAGCCAGUAGAUAAAGAUUUGUCUACAACAACUAUUGAUGAAGAAAAUAAGAAGAAACUAGACGAAAAAGAAAAAAAAGAGAAAGAAAGUGAAAAGAUAAUAAAAAAACAAGUUGAAAAAGUAGCACAAGAAAAAAAAGAGAAAAAAGAUAAAAUUUUGGAAAGCGAAAAGAUCGAAGAAUUAGAAAAGAAGCAAGACAAAUCUAGUAAAACAGAAUUAACUCAAGAAAAGAUAAGAGAAGAGAAACAAAUUGAAAUACAAGAAAAAGAGAAAGAACAAAAGAAACAAGAAGUAGAAGAAAAAGUAAAAGAAGUUAAAGAAGACAGACCAAAAAGCGAGAAGAUCAAUGAAUUGGAAAAGAAACAAGAGGAACCUAUUAAGACAGAAGAAUCUAUUCAAGAAAAGAUAAUACAAGAAGAACAGAAGCUACAAGAACAAGAAAAUAAAGUAAAGAUAGAAGGAAAAGAGCAAAAGAAAAAGAAAGCAACAGAAACAAUAAAAGAAGAAGACAAAAAGGAAGAAAACAAGAAAAUUGAAGAACUUCAUAAGAAAAAAGAGAUAUCUAAACAAGAUCAAGAACAGAUAGCACAAAAGAAAACAAAAGAAGAAGACAUGAAAGAGAAAGAAGUAGAAACAAUAAAAGAAAAAGAAAUGGAGCAAAAGGAGAAGAAAGAAAUAGAAAAAAUAAAAGAAGAAGACAAAAAGGAAGAAAACAAAAAAACUGAAGAACUUCAUAAGAAAAAAGAGAUAUCUAAACAAGAUCAAGAACAGAUAGCACAAAAGAAAACAAAAGAAAAAGACAUGAAAGAGAAAGAAGUAGAAACAAUAAAAGAAAAAGAAAUGGAGCAAAAGGAGAAGAAAGAAAUGGAAAAAAUAAAAGAAGAAGACAAAAAGGAAGAAAACAAGAAAACUGAAGAACUUCAUAAGAAAAAAGAGAUAUCUAAAGAAGAUCAAGAACAGAUAGCACAAAAGAAAACAAAAGAAGAAGACAUGAAAGAGAAAGAAGUAGAAACAAUAAAAGAAACAGAAAUGGAGCAAAAGCAGAAGAAAGAAAUGGAAAAAGUAGAAGAAAAAGAUAAAACAAAAAGCAAAAAGAGUGCAAAAGUAGAAAAAGAAAAGGUAAAGAAAGAUGAAACUCAACAGAAAGAAAAUAAAAUAAAAGAAAAAGUAGAGGAAACAAAUAAAAAAGUAAAAAACGAAAAAGCCGAAGAAAACAUUGAAGAUUUAGAAAAGAAAAAAGAAUCUAAGACAAAAGAAGAGUCAAUUGAAGAAAAAAUAACAGAAAAGAAACAAACCGGCCAGGAACAACUAAGAGAGGAAAGAAAAGAGCAGAAAGAAGAGGCAGUAUUGGAAAAGUCAAAAAAAGAAAAAGAUAAACAAUUAAAAGAAGAAAAGACUGAAGAAUUAGAAAAGAAAAUACAAGAAUCUAAUAAAACUGAAUCUAAUAAAACUGAAAUAUCUGCAGAAAAAAUUAAAGAAAAGAAAACGGAUGAAGUUAAAAUAUCAAAAAAAGAAGUUCAGGAACAGAAACAGAUAACUCAAGACACUGAAGAAAUAAAAGCAAAGGAUAAAGAAGCUAAGUCAAAGAAGGAUGUACAAACAAAGACAAAGACAUUAAAAAAGAGUGAACAAGAAAAUGCAACUGUAGAAACAGUAAAAGAGAAAUCAAUAAAAGAAAAGAAAGAAGAGAUUGUUAAAACAAAAGAAACGAUGCAACUCAUCCAAAAUGACAAACCAAAAGAUAAUAUAAACUUCCAAAGACAAGAAGAAAAAAGAUCACGUUUUGAAGAAACAGAAAGAUCGAAAAGAAAAAUAGAAGAUGGACAGCGGAGAUUACAAGACAAUGAAAACUGGUUACGCGCGAAAAAAGACGAACGAGCUGACAAGAGUGAUAAAUAUAAUAUAACGGAAUAUGACAAUCAGAGGCUCUAUAAAAUGGAAACAGAACGUUUAGAAAAAAGAAGAGUUGUAGAACGAUCUAAAAAAGAAGACGCUAAUUAUAUAUUUGACAAAGAUGAAGAAAGAUACCUAAAAAGAAAUGAAGAAACAAGGAUAAGGAGAGAUGAGACUGCAAGGUUUUUGCGGGAAGAAGAACAAAAACUACGAAGAAGACACGAAGAGGAAAUAUAUAGAAGUAAACAAAGAAGAGAAGAGCAAAUAAGAGAAAGUGAAUGGUCUAGAAGACGUGAGAACGAGACUGAUCGUUUUCUUAAAAAUAUGUUAGAGAAUAGAUAUAAGUCUGACAAAUCAACCGCGCUGUUCUUCGACGAUUAUCAUCGAGAUUACAUUUCUCGGCUUGAGUCUAGCAUGCCAACGCUUACUAGCAGUUCCAGAUCGUACAGCUGGAGAGAUUCCUUGACAUCGUUGAAUAGAAAUCUCGACGAGUAUAAGUUACGUGGUUCCACCAUGGAUAAAUAUUAUUAUGAUACAGGAUUGUCGUACAGAAGACGCAAGAAAAGAGAAAACCGUAUGAUUCGCGCCAGAUCGAUCAGUUUAAUGAAGUACGAAGACUAUUCGACUGAAGAUAGCGAUGCCACGAUUAUACCCAGCACGCAUACUCGAUCCCGACGUAAAGAGGCUCGACGAAUUAAUGUCAACACUUACGAACCUAGUCCAUCCUAUUAUGUUGAUCUUGGCAAGAGGGAGGGUCUUCCAUGGGACAAGCCGAAGAAGCCAUCGUUUUGCACGAAGUUAACGAACAGAACUGUGGGGAUUGGUAUGAGAAUUAGAUUGACCUGUACCGUUCUUGGUAAUCCAGAACCGCGCGUUUAUUGGACCAAAGACGACUACAGAUUGGAUGCAUCAGACAGUCGUUGUAAAACACGAUAUGAAAACGGUAUGGCUUAUCUGGAAUUAUAUGACGCACGUCCCGAAGAUGCGGGAUUAUACACAUGCGUAGCUGAAAACGCACAAGGCACUUCGAGCACCGAGUCUCUCUUGAGAGUUUACUCCGAUUACAAGCCCACGCAUUCGCCCCCAAUUUUCGUAAAAUCGAUUAAAGAUACUUAUCGACAUUCUGACUGCAAAUUGAUUCUGGAAUGUCGCGUACGAGCGCAUCCAACACCGUCAGUUUCGUGGCUGAAAGACAGACAGAUUCUUCAAGGAGAACGUUAUAAGCAAAGUUAUCUCGAUGAUGAUGUAUAUCGGUUGGAAAUAUCGAAUCCUAAUGUUACAGAUAACGGACAGUACACAUGCCGCGCUGAAAACGAACUACAUACUGAAGAAAUAUCUCAUAUGGUUCAUGUUGAAGAUUGGCAAUCCUUGAGUCGAAGUCAUUUAAAUGUGAGCGACGCAACUGAAUCGGAUGUCAUACGACGACCGCGAUUUUCGAAUCUGUUGAAGGAUUAUUCCGUACCUGCUGGCGGAACGAUUGCUCUACAAGUAGAAGUCAAAGGUGUCCCGCCUCCCGAAGUAAGAUGGCUGCGAGGCGACCGAAAAGAACCGAUCGCGAUAUCAAAAGCAAAAAUGUUCACCGAACGUGGACUUCACACGUUAAUUGUACCCGAAGCUACCGAAUCGGAAAGGGGCACUUACGUGUGUAGGGCAAUCAAUGCUUACGGACAGAUUGACACGAGCGCAACGGUGCACGUAGUAUCAGGGAGCGCUAUCGACGGAGGAAAGCCAGCAAUGUUUGUUUCGAAACCUUCGAAAAAAUCGAUCGACGUGAUUGUUGGCGAAGACGUCAGCAUAUCCUUCCGAGUCAGUGGAGUCCCUAAACCUCGAGUAAUAUGGAUGAAAGGAUUGACAGACAUCACGGACGGACCGAGAUCGUACAAGGAGACUAUUGACGAUUAUGUUAGAUUAACAUUAAAAAAAGCUUUGCCUUCUGACGAGGGUACCUACUGUAUUCUGGUUAAGAAUAGAUACGGUUGUGACAGAAGCUUCUUCUCCAUCAAGGUGAAGCAACGCGCUAGGUCGUUAACCCCAUCACCAGAUUGGAAUUCUGUUACGGAGCGUGAUGCGGGAGAAGAACAAGAUGACGACAUGUCUUAUAUAAGAAACGUACCCGGUCCGAUCAGUAGUGAACCCGUUGCUGUUGACGGUGGGAAAAACUGGUUAUCGCUAACUUGGGGUAAGGCAGAAAGAAGAGGACCUGCACCAGUAAUUGCUUAUAAAGUCGAUGCUUGGCAAUUAGGCAGUGACGGUGGCGCGCGAUGGACAGAGUUGGGAAUCACACCGAUCAAUGCGUUCGAUGCGUUCAACUUGCGACCGGGGGGAGAAUACAAAUUCCGUGUAACACCGCGAAAUCGUUACGGAUGGGGAGAACCGGUCACUAUGACGAAUUCGGUGACGGUAAGCGAAAGUACCGAUCUUCCGGAAUUCACAAAAAUUCUUCCGGGUCAAUUAAAAGCUCUCGAAGGGACGCCGGUAAAGCUGGAGUGUGAGAUUCGCGGAGAUUCUAAGACGGAAGUGCGAUGGUAUUGUGAAACAACGGAAAUAGAUGCGCGCAAUGAUUCGAGAUUCGCGAUACAUCACGCUGGUUCGCGAUAUUUCUUAACAAUUACAAAUGUCAAAGAGAACGAUUCUGGAAGAUACGUUUGCGAAGCGAGCAAUAAGAUCGGAAGAGUGUCGUCGUUUGCUAGAGUCCUCGUUGUUACCGAUCCAAGAAUCAUCGAGGCCGAUGCAAAACUUAGAACUACAAAUUUAAGCAUCGAAUUGGAAGACAGACCGCCGCAAUUCACCAUGAGACUACGAGACAGGCGCGUGCAAACGACUUAUCCAGUAAGACUCACUUGUCAAGUCACUGGGCAACCUGUUCCGGAGAUCACGUGGUACAAGAACGAAACGGAAAUUUCUCAAGAUGAUCGUCACAUCUUCUGGGAUGAUGAUUCGAACUUCCAUACUUUGGAAAUAAUUCAUUCCACUCUCGACGAUUCCGGAUGCUACAUGGUGACAGCGAGGAACAUAAAUGGCUCCGUAUCCUGCCGGUGUAACCUCGUGGUGGACAAGGGAAUUCGAGCUUAUAUCGCUCCGGAGUUUCUUCGCGGUCUCGACACCGUUUAUACGAUCAAUUCAAGCGAGGAGCUACGACUGUCCGCCCAACUCGAGGCGUAUCCAAGUGUCGGCGUCGUUUGGCAUCGCGACGGUAUUCGCUUGCGGCCCAGUCGAAGAGCCGUGAUGACGUUAAGUCACGAUGGCACCGUCCAAUUUUCUCUGGCGAAUAUCACCGCGCGAGACACCGGAGUUUACAGUUGCACGGCGACAAAUGUGGUCGGUCACGCUGAAACUUCCACCAGAGUGGCUGUCAUUGAGAUUCAGGAUCGGUCAUCUAUGGUCGAUGGAUUAUCUUAUAUUACGAGCGCAUCUCCGGACAUACCAUAUUCAAAGGAACCUCUUUUCGUCACAAAACCAUUAUCAACCGAUGCGGUCGAGGGAGAUACGGUAAUCAUACUCUGUGAGGUCGUUGGAGAUCCUAAACCGGAAGUAAUAUGGUUACGCGACUUUCUCAAGCCCGACUAUUACAGAGACGCGCCUCACUUCCGGCUGGUGGGUGCAGGGCCACAAUAUCGGUUGGAAAUACCUUACGCCAAGCUCGACUUCACCGGAACGUACUCCGUGAUAGCUCGCAACUGCCAUGGAGAAGCCAAAGCUGUAAUUUCCUUACAAAUCUACGCGAAAGGUCAAGGCAAAGAGGAACAAACGCAGAAGUCUCCUCAUGGAAAAGUGUUGACCUUGCCGAUCAUAAAGAGAGAACUGCGAGACAUCAGGUGUUGCGACGGCGACGCUGUUUCUCUGGAGUGCAAAGUUCACGCUGCGCCGGAACCGCCUUUAGUUCGCUGGGAACGGGGAGGCAAAAUUAUAGCCAUGGCGGGCGAUUUUGCUUCCGAAUUCGACGGUGAAACGGCGCGGUUGAGCAUCCAACAUGUUUAUCCCGAAGACGAAGGGGAAUACACGUGCGUGGCUUACAACGAUCUGGGAAAAGCGUAUACAUCGGCCUGUCUAGUCGUGGAUGUGCCUGAAGGAAAAGAAAAUAUUCUGAGCCAAAGAUUGACAAGGCCAGUGGGUCUUUUGUCAGCGGGAUCGACGCCUAGAUCGACUCCGCGAUCGACACCAAUCAGAAGCUUGUCACCAGCAGUUCCACAUGGUCGCGAGUUCAGAUCGCCUCAGAUUCUGCCGCGAAGCGGAAUAUCGAAGCGACCGAAAAUUUGUCCGCCGAAAUUCUACGCGGUGCCGCACAAUCGUCUGGUCCAGGAAGGCGAUACCGUGCGUUUCCAGUGCGCUGUAGUCGGUCAUCCGGCACCCUGGGUACGAUGGGACAAGAACGGCAUGAUUGUGACGCCGAGCACGAGAAUCUCCAUCAAAGAGCGGGAUGACGUCAAGAUACUCGAGAUCGUCGACGUGAUGCGGGAAGACGCCGCUCUCUACAGAGUGACGGCGGAAAACGACUUCGGACGGAUCGAGGCCAGCGCUCGUCUUGAAGUAAUAAACCGAUACGAAUCGACCAGUCGAACAAUCAGAACCAGAAGCGCCUCGCCUAGAACCUAUCCUUCCUUCGACCGUAGUCUCCUUCCGACUACCAGCAGGAUAAACGGACGCUUACAGCUGGAAUGUCGUGUAAAGGAAUCGCCGAGCGUAACGCCGACUUGGUACAGGAACGGACGGCCGUUGGAGCGAUCGGGUAGAAUAAAGAGGUACUUCGAUGGCACGACAGCCAAAAUCGAAAUAUCGAAAGUGAAAGCCAGUGACGCCGGUGAAUACACAUGCGUUGCGACUAACGUCCUUGGGUCGACGAGAAGCAGUUGUCAGGUAACUGUGUUGGAUCCGCACGAUUCGUCUACCGCGGACAAGAGUGCACCGCGGUUUGUGCGAUCACUGCCGGAAGAGACAAUCGUCAUGGAGAACCAUUGUCAUGAAUUUCAAACUGGGAUCACAGGAACAUCUCCUUUCAUGGUCAGUUGGUUCAAAGAUGGCCGCGAAUUGCCCGAUAACGAUUAUUACAAGCACAUUAUAUACGGAGAUGGAGGUGUCGCUCUAAGAUUAUCUGAAGUUCGUCCGCAAGAUGCCGGCGAAUACACUUGCGUUGUGCAAAAUGAUUUCGGUGCCGCAUCAUGCACUAGUCUUUUCGCAGUGCAAGAUUACAAAGAAGUUUCUCAAAUGGCACCGCAAUUUACAAAAACUCCGUUGUCAGUCACCGUCGCUAAGAGAGAUACUGCUUAUUUCUGCGCCCGAGUGCAAUGCGGAAAAACUACGGAAAUUAUCUGGACGAUUAAUGGAAAUGAUGCUCGAGACAACGCGAAGUGUAAAAUUGAAAGGGACGGCAACGUCAGCAUCUUAAGAAUACGCGAUGUAUCGUCACGUGACGCGGGAGACGUUCGAUGCACAGCUUCCGUGAAUGGAAAGGGUCCAUCUGUCAGUUGCGUCGCGAAGCUGCGUUUGCAACGUUCGCCACACGAUCCCGGCGAAUCCGUAGCGAAACCUGAAGGUGUACAAUUCUGUGCACCGGCAAAUUCAAGUCUCAUAAGCGUGUCGGAAAAAAUUCUGGAGCGUUCGUCAUUAAAAUGUCCGAGACAAUGCGAGCAGUCGCCGACUCGCGCCAGAUCGUCUUCGUUUCUUCGGCGAACUGCAUCGUGUGCUAAGGAGUACGUCUCUCCCUUACCAGCGAGAAAACGUGUAUCUAAAAAUGCGUCAAAUGAUGUACAAAAAUUACGAUUCAAAAACGACUUAUCAGCAGAAAGAAAUACAAAGACAAAUUUAAACAAAAAAGUGGAAGUUUCGGAUGAUCUACAGUUGUCUUUAUUGAACGAAAAAGAUACAACUGAAGUUUCCGCAAGAUUGCCAUCGGAAAAUGUGAAACUACUUCACGAUCAAACUACUGACAUCACAGUAGACAAAGAUAAUAUGGAAACGUUAGAGAAAGCUGCGAUAAUAAAAGAGCCAGCUGAUGUUACUGUGUUUAGAGGAAACAAAGCAUUAAUCCGAGUCACUUAUCAAGGUCGCCCCGAACCGACGGUCAAGUGGCUUCGAGUGAAUCGAGAACUGCGCCCGGACGAGAAGACCGAAAUAGUCAGCGGGAACGGCGUGUCUUACCUGACACUGGACCAUGUGACGUACGAUCACGCCGGAAAAUACGAGGUCUCGGUGGAAAAUUCGUUGGGCAAGGAACGAAGAUAUUUCAGCCUGGCCGUCGAAGGUCCGCCCGAGUCACCCGCUGAUAAACCCAGUGCGAUCCGCAGUGCAGAUCGGGUCACGAUCGUCUGGCGAUCGCCACCUUACGACGGAGGUCGCACGGUUACCGGAUACACUGUGGAGGCGAGACACAUCAGCGAAAGCACGUGGACGAUAAUAGCCGAGUCUUGUCACUCGUUAAGUUAUACGACGACUGAAACGAAUUUUAUAACACCGGGUGAGAGCUACCGCUUCCGGAUCCGCGCUGAGAACAUUCACGGACUCAGCGAGCCCGGUAUGGAGUCCGAUUCAGUGAGAAUUCCGAAACAAGGAGAAACAAUGCUCGAAGAGGAAAAAGAAGACGAAUUCGAGCCGAUCUUCGAAGCUCGUGUGGUAGAACCGGAAGCGGGAAAACUUUUUGACGAAAGAUACAAAGUUCUCGAGGAACUUGGAAAGGGCCGAUACGGGGUGGUCAAAAGGGUCACCGAGAUGGCGACGGGAAUGAGUUUCGCUGCGAAAUUCGUCAGAACCAUAAAAGCGAAAGAUCGCGAACAAGUACGCGAGGAAAUCAGAAUCAUGAACAUAUUGAGGCAUCCGAAACUUCUUUUACUAGCCGCUGCUUACGAGAGUCCCCGCGAAACUGUGUUGGUUACAGAAUAUAUCUCAGGUGGAGAACUGUUCGAGAGAGUCGUGGCUGACGAUUUUACUCUAACCGAGUGGGACAGCAUUCUCUUCAUGAGACAAAUCUGUGAGGGAGUCGAAUACAUGCACAAAAACAAAAUCGUACAUCUAGAUUUGAAACCAGAAAAUAUUAUGUGUUGCACGCGAACGUCUCAUCAGAUCAAACUGAUUGAUUUCGGAUUGGCUCAGACUCUAAAACCCGACACUCCGAUUAGAGUGCUGUUCGGUACCCCGGAAUUCAUUCCACCGGAAAUUAUCAAUUACGAGCCGAUUGGCAUCGAGUCGGACAUGUGGAGCGUCGGUGUAAUUUGUUACGUUCUAUUGACCGGUUUGUCGCCUUUCAUGGGGGACAACGAUGCCGAGACCUUUGCCAACAUCACGCGAGCGGACUACGAUCUGGACGACGAAGCUUUCGACGCUAUUUCGGAUAACGCGAAAGACUUUAUCAGCAACUUGCUCAUUAAACGAAAGGAAUUACGCAUGUCGGCCACACAGUGUCUAGACCAUCCGUGGAUGGCGGAACACAACGCGACUGUGAGGGGAGUAGCUCUGCCGACGGAAAAACUGAAGAAGUUUAUCAUAAGAAGAAAGUGGCAGAAAACAGGAAAUGCUAUUCGCGCGUUGGGAAGAAUGGCGAUUCUUUCGGCGCACAGUAGACGCCACAGUCCAACGUCGACAGCGGAAUUGUCGCCGACGCUCGAGCAACAAUUCGACAGCAUUGACAUACAAGAUCCCGAUGAGAAAAUCAAAUCGGUCGACAUUGAUACCGAAGACACGGAACACGAAAGUGCGGUGGAAGAAAAUUCGGCCGAAGCGGAAGCACGUUUGAGUUUUCAUUCCACGUGUGUGACGGAAGUGAAUAUGAUGAUAGAAAAUACACCGGAAGAAGAAGAAGAAGAAGAAGAAAGCGAUUUGAACGGUUCUUCGAAACAGGUCGAUAUCGAGAAAGAAACAUCUGAAUUAGAUACGGAAUUAGUUUCGAAGAUGGAAGAUGAUAGGAGACAAGACGUUGUAACACAUUUAGAAAUUUUAGUGUCAAAAGAGACCAAAAAGCUCGACAAUUUCCCCUCGGAAAUGGAGCAGCAUGCGAGAUCAAAGCCACAGGCGUUGCGCAAAGUGUUUCGAGGAGAUUCGCGCGAUUCCGGAAUAGGCGAUUGCAGUUCGGGCCAAGUAACAUUCUCGUUGCAAGUGGACGAGCAAGGGAUAGUUUCUAUCACCGAAGAAGAGACAGAUCACGAGACUCACACUCGGGAAAACAAACGAACAUUGAUGGAAGAGGAAGAAAAGCGGAAUUUAACUAAGGAGAUUCUGACAAGUUCUUCGACGCAAGGCGAGGACGUUUCUUCUCACGUUACGGAAAGUACUACGGACGAUGGCAAGGUAGCUAGUACAAAGAGUGAUGUGACUAAAGCUUCGUGUGAGACUAAUUCUGUGCGAAAAGUUACCGGCGAGAGUACGGACUCAAGGAUAUUAAGCGAAUGUAACACUCGUGAUAAAUAUCUCCCGACCGGGAACGUGAGUCGCACAGCGAGGAUGUUCGAGAGAGAGAGCGGAACAUCGGACGGUUCGCAGGUUCCCGUGGCGCAACGUGCGUAUCCCACCGCUAUAAUCACAGGAAAGUCGCACAACGAAAGGAUACAGAAAGCAUUCGCGUUCUGGAACAAGUAAAGAUGUUUUUUUUUUUAAUUAGAUUAAAGCGGGCAGACCUUCGAAUCCUUUGCGAGCGACACACACAAAUUGCAUUGUUUGCGAGAAGUCACGGAUGUGUAAAAAAAAUUUUUUUUUUAGGCAAGUGUAGGAGCGUAAUACGUACCGUGUUGAAUCCGUAAUAUAUAUUUGCUCGUUUUUACUAUUCAAAUCUCCAAAUUAUUUUAUUAAAUUAAAUCAACACACCAAUUUGAUGAAAGAGAUACGUAUUAUCGUUGAAAUAAGCAGUUAUUUCUGUAAAAAAUUCAUACUAAAACACUGUACUUUUGUCCGUCAUUUUGCAAGAAUCUGUGAAAAAGUCAAAAGGUUUGUAUCGCGCGAUUGGCAUCUUAAUUUGUUUGUUUUUUUUUUUUUAUUCAAAUGUUAAAUGUAAUUGAAAUAAUAAUUCGAACUUUUUGAGAUUUACUUACGGUUAUUUCAAUUUUUUAAAUAUAAUAUUUCGAAAUAUUUUUUAGAAAUUUUUAUUACUUAUAUAGAGACAAUUGGCACUUACGUUUUAUGCAAAUGCGGGAAAAGUUUUUAGAAAACACGUAUGUACAUAACUGAACACAUGCGAUAUAUCUCGUGAGCAGUUAUAAUGUUAUUAUAUCUAUAUAGCAUAUACUUGACUGGAUGUACACACAUAAAACAACUAUAUGUAUUCUUUAAAAACGUAAACUUAUAUUAUUUAUAAAUGUAUUCAGCAGUUUUAUUGUAAAGAUCUGUAUUAUUACUAUAUAAAGUUAAUUUACAUAGAAAUAUACAUAUAUCAUAUCACAAAUACUUGCGUGUUCUGUUUUAUAAUAAGUCCUUGUCAGAAAAAUAUGAAAAAUAUCGUAUGCAUAACUUUAUAUGUGAUAUGUAUGUUAAACGUACUUAUCCUCACUGCAAUGUUAAACAUACUUAUCUCAAAAUAAUUAA